GACCAUUUUUUUUCUCAAGAAUAAUCCUGAUCCGGAAAUGGCUGGAUGAAAAAAUUAAAUCGUUUCUGCCCAGUUUUUGACCUAUUUUAAGGUCAGUAUCAGGAAAAACAAUCUUGAAUAUGUCUAUAAAUUGAUAUAUAGAUGUUUCCAAUUUCUGUGAAGACCAACUCAAUACUAACAUUGGCAAGGAUUGUAACAGUAUUGCUUCUUAAUAUUGUAGUUUCAAUUCUAACACCAUUUUUAUUUCAACCAUCUUCAAUGCUGGGAUGCAGUAAAUUUUGUGUAGCCAAGAUCCUUUAAAGGUCAAAAAACUUCACUGCAUACAGAAAUCACCCAGAUCGACAUAUGUCUCAAUGCUGAAACAUGUCUGCAGACCAAAACAGUUAGGAUAGUCAGGCUAAUUAUUUUAUUACAUCAAUUUAAACUACUAAAAUUGAAAUGGUCAACAAACGUUCAAAAGUAGUUGUUUUAUUUUGUUUUUCAAACAUUUAACACAAACAAAGAUUGUCAAUGUAUUUGUAUCCUAUACAUGAAACAUAAGUAAUUCUCAAAGGUAAAAUAAAAUAUUGCGGGAUUUCCUCCUGGCGUCUGCCGGGUGAUAAACCUAUGGUUUUACAGUUACUUAUCUUGGUUUGCAAAUCCUCACUCCAGACACGUCUUGGCAUUUCACUAUUUAGAGUGUUUUGGUGCUUUCUGUGGAAUCCUUGAAUUAUCUUUAUACUUUCCUUUUAAACCUGUCCAAACAUCAGGCCAAAAUAAACGUGAAACUUAAAUACAAAAUAAAAUGAAACGAGUAUUUUUUUCAACCAUAUGUAUUAACAUGCAUGUUUUUACUGAAGUCUUCAAAUUUUCUGAUUUGAAAUUUUUUUUACAAUGAAAUGAGUAGAACAGUGUUGUGGUGUUUUGUCAUAGAGAUGAAAUUCUGGGCAAAAGCAAAUGCCGAGGGUAACACCUUCUGAGCGAGGGCACAAAGGAUUACUCAAACACCAUCUUGGGCUGUGGAGUGAUGAUGAUGCACCAGAUACUGACACCUCCCAAUCACAACGAUCAAAGCAUGGCUCAAAUCUUCAACCAAGAUUUGCCAAACCUAUUUUACCCAAUCGUAGCCUGGUCAUGGCACAAGAACCGGGAUAUCACACCCUAAAACCAGGUGAAAAAGUUUUGAUUAUUCUCCACCAAACUAUCGGUCGCCUUUCACAAAGCUGGCUAACACAUCUUACGCUUGCGAUAGCAAUAAUAGGAUACACUUUGUUUGGAGGACUCAUAUUUAAACUCAUCGAAGGCAAUGAUGAAUCUAACGCUAAAAAAGAUUUGUUUGAAGGAAGAAUGAAGGCUGCUCAUGAAAUUCAAGAUGUAUCAUCAAAAUAUACGUCUCUAGCAGGAGACAAAAAAGAGGAACAUUCCAAGGAAGUUAAAAAAGUUCUACAAGAAUAUGAAAACAGUAUACUUGACAAUUAUAAUUACAAUGGCAAAAUGGAUCGUGGGCAGGAUGAGCUUAAUUGGGCAUAUCGGAGCUCAGUGUUUUUCUGUUUCACCGUAUACACAACAAUAGGAUAUGGCAACCUUGCCCCUAAAACAACACUCGGUAGGGCGGUUUGCAUAGUUUAUGCAAUCAUUGGAAUUCCUCUCUUUUUAAUUAUUCUUACUGAUUUCGGAAAACUUAUGACACGUGGCCUGAAAAAGGUGUGGUGGUGCGGUAAAAAGUUGUUCUAUUCCAAUUUAUGUCAACAAAGGAAAGGCCAGCUUAAAAAAACUGUUAAAGUUAUUACUGUAAAACGGAGUGGUCAUGAAUCCAAUGAGGAGGAAGCAAUUAAAAAGGACAAAAAGAGUUUUCAGGUGAAAGGCCAUCUUCAAAAAACUGUCAACGUUACUACAGAAGAAAUGACUGGACACGAUUUUGAUGAGGAGAUAGUAAUUGAAAAGGAAGAAAAGAAUUUUCAGGUAGAUGAAAAGUUCAAUGUUCCUGUAGAAGUUGCGGUGGCUAUCUUGUUUACCUACAUGAUAAUUGGAUCUAUUUGCUUCUCAGCAUGGGAAGACUAUGGUGUCUUUGAGUCAAUGUAUUUUGUAUUUAUCUCUAUGUCCACCUUGGGCUUUGGGGACUAUGUACCACAGAACCAUUCAACAAUUAUAUCAUGUAUGUUUUUCUUGGGUGUGGGACUCGCUAUUGCUACAAUGUGCAUAGAAGUUUUCCGAGAAGAGUUGGUCAAGUCUUUAGCUGAGGCAACUUGUAAGAUUGGAGAACAAUGUGGUGUUCAUAUUCAACUUGAUACCCAAGAAUUAUUAGAAGAAGAAAAUGACACAAAAUGAAAUAAUUGAACAUUAAAGAAAAAAUAUUAGUUGGAAACAUUUUGUUCUCC
Cimex lectularius (bed bug) is the source of this 2357-nucleotide messenger RNA. RefSeq names its product potassium channel subfamily K member 18-like. The record is from RefSeq and is a predicted model, not a curated record. Lineage: Eukaryota; Metazoa; Arthropoda; Insecta; Hemiptera; Cimicidae. Bases 937 to 2307 code for a protein of 456 amino acids. Gene Ontology annotation, cellular component: membrane. Gene Ontology annotation, molecular function: potassium ion leak channel activity. The transcript is spliced from 10 exons. Gene Ontology annotation, biological process: potassium ion transmembrane transport; stabilization of membrane potential.